AUGCACGGACUUUUGCUUGCAGGGCUGUUGGCUCUGCCCUCGAAUGUGCUCGGCCACCCUGCCGAGCCACCCAACUCUGUUAACGUAACCCACCGGCAUAUUGAUACCAGCGCCUACUUCCUCCCCCAGCUAUCCCUCUAUAACAAGAGCGAGGAUGUUGCUGAGUAUGGCGGGGACAAUAUUACAGGCUCAAGCUAUAGUGGUGGUGACCACAGUGCUAGUAACCUUAGUUCUGAAGAUUAUGUUACUGUUGCCACAAGCCUGCUGAAAGCGACCCUUCCAUAUGCCAGCUUCCGCCUUAUUGAUGAUCACUAUAUUGGUGAUAGCGGGAUUGGCCAUGUCCACUUCCGUCAGACCGUGUACGGGAUUGAUAUUGACAACACUGAUUUCAACGUUAAUGUUGGUCGUGAUGGCAAGGUCUUCUCAUAUGGAAGCUCCUUUUACGAAGGGGAGAUUCCCAAGGCCAACCCUGUGGCCAAGCGUGACUUCUCAGAUCCAGUCAAUGCUCUGAUUGGAGCUAUAAACACCUUGAACAUUCCCGUCACAGCUGCUGUCGGUGAAGUUAAGACCACCCCAAUUGAAGGUAAUUCGACAUAUAUGUUCAAGGGCACAACGGGUGCACUCACCGACCCUACGGCCCAGCUUGUUUAUCUCCAGAAGGACGGUGGCCUGCAUCUCACCUGGAGAGUUGAAACCGAUGUCGGUGAUAACUGGCUCCUCACAUAUGUUGAUGCCAAGAAGAAUGAUCAAGUCCAUGGUGUCGUUGAUUAUGUUGCAUCCGCCGAGUAUCAAGUCUACCCCUGGGGUGUCAAUGACCCUACUGAUGGAGAACGCGCCCACCUCUAUUUUCCGUGGUUCAAGACCGGGUCUAGGAAUUGGCACAUUGAUGGCCGUGGUUGGCACACGACUACCCGCGGCAAUAAUGCCAUCGCACAAGACAACCCAAGCGGCGGUUGGGAAUACGAAGACAACCACCGCCCAACGAACCCAUUAUUGAUCUUCAGAUACCCAUACACCCAGUCCAUGACUCCCCCAGCGUCGUAUAGAGAUGCUUCUAUCACCCAGCUAUUCUACACCGGCAACGUCUACCACGACCUACUCUACAUCCUCGGCUUCAACGAGAAGGCAGGGAACUUCCAGGUCAACAACUGGGGCAAGGGUGGUAAGGGCAAUGACUUUACCAUCCUUAACACUCAGGAUGGUUCUGGCGUGAAUAAUGCCAACUUUGCUACUCCUCCAGAUGGGCAGCCUGGUCGCAUGAGAAUGUAUGUUUGGGAUACUUCCACGCCAUACCGCGAUGGUUCCUUUGAGGCUGGCAUCGUUAUUCACGAAUAUACCCACGGAGUCUCCAACCGACUCACCGGCGGCCCAGCUAACUCCCGAUGCUUGUCCAGUCUUGAAUCCGGUGGCAUGGGCGAGGGCUGGAGUGAUUUCUUCGCGACUGUCGUCCACCUAAAGGAGAGAGAUACCCGUGAGUGGGCUUCAGGCCGGCAGGGUGGUAUCCGCAAGUAUCCCUAUUCUACCGAUCUGCACACGAACCCUCUCAUGUAUGUUGAUGCGGAUGGGUUGGAAUCCGUCCAUGCUAUCGGCACUAUCUGGUGUACGAUACUUAACGAGGUUCUCUGGAAUCUGAUCGAGAGGCACGGUAUGGGAAACGUCAACAAAAUCAAGCCUACUUUUAAGGAUGGCGUCCCGACCGACGGCCGCAAUCUCGCCAUGAAACUCGUCCUUGACGGAAUGGCCCUCCAACCUUGCCUCCCAAAUUUUGUCCAAGCGCGUGAUGCCAUCAUCGACGCUGACAUGAACCUCACCAAGGGCGCCAACAGGUGUGAGCUGUGGAAGGCAUUUGCUAAGCGUGGGCUCGGCGUGGGUGCUGCCUACAACCCCGAAAAGAGAGUCGGUAGCAGCAGAGUGCCUGGCGGCUGCUAA
Microsporum canis CBS 113480 is the source of this 1929-nucleotide messenger RNA. RefSeq names its product metalloprotease MEP4. NCBI's taxonomy places the organism in Eukaryota, Fungi, Ascomycota, Eurotiomycetes, Onygenales, Arthrodermataceae. The record is from RefSeq and is a predicted model, not a curated record. Gene Ontology annotation, molecular function: zinc ion binding; metalloendopeptidase activity. Bases 1 to 1929 code for a protein of 642 amino acids. The transcript is spliced from 6 exons.